Trichobilharzia szidati is the source of this 704-nucleotide messenger RNA. NCBI's taxonomy places the organism in Eukaryota, Metazoa, Platyhelminthes, Trematoda, Strigeidida, Schistosomatidae. The record is from the annotation of a GenBank genome assembly.
GUAAUCACGGGAGUUGGAUGGGUCUGAAGCUUGUUUAAAUUAGUGACUUAGCUAGGACCAGAAUUUAGCGCGUAGAAUUGCCUCGUGUUAACUGACUGGGGGAAUGUCUCGAAGCAAGCCCAAGAAGACAAGGAAGUUGCGUGGACAUGUAAGUCAUGGUCAUGGGCGAGUCGGAAAGCACCGUAAACAUCCUGGUGGUCGAGGUAAUGCAGGUCUUGAGCAUCACCAUCGGAUCAAUAUGGACAAGUACCACCCAGGAUACAUUGGCAAGGUUGGCAUGCGACAUUUCCACUUGAAAAGAAAUCCUUACUACUGCCCAACCAUAAACUUGGAUAGACUGUGGUCUCUAGUGUCUCAAUCCACCUAUGAGAAGUAUAAAGAUUCAGCUGAUGGCAAAGCACCAGUAAUCGACUGUCUGCGUAAAGCCAUACACAGAGGAACUCAUGUUUACGCAUUCGUAAAUGUACCAGUUGGACGUAGUAAAGAAGUGGCCAUUGCAAAGUUAUCGCAUUUAUUUGACGGUGAAAAUAUCAAAAAGCCGGCAUUCAGUCAUACAGUGUGGGAUGACUCGUUUAAAGACGUUGUUACGUCGUUUAUUCACGGAUAAAGGCAACAGGAAUCAAUAAGAACACGCCUAACCUGUACGUUGAAAUUGUUACAUUCAACCAUGCAUCUAACCAGUUAAUGCUUCCAUGUCCAUCCAG